AUGGACGUUAGACCUUAUGAGGGAGGACGAUUUGAACCUCAACGACAAGUGUCUUCCAAACAAUACACCGAACGAAGAACCUACGGACGUGAUGAAAAUGGAGAGAUUGUGGUAAAAAUUGAGAAGAAUCCUGCCGAACCAGUCCGUCCUGCAUCUCCAGUACGACCAGUGACACCAGUUGGAGAAGAGCAUUCCCUUAGCCGGCACUUGUUGCAACCUAUUCAACCGCUCCAUAUCCCACGCAUCGACAUUCAACCGGCCAACUCGUCGAGACACGCAUCGCCAAGACAUAAAAUGCAAUAUGAUGAAGUCUCCCCAAGAUCCGGCUCAAUCAACAUGUUAUCUCCAAGAUCCGGAGCCUCGUCUAGAUCCGGAGCUGGAUCUAGACAAAGUAACGUCUCUGUCAAUUCACAGAACCUUCCGAUGAAAAAGGUGACCAAAAAAUCCAGAUGGGUGUCGAUUCAUGACGGACGUCCGGUAUCUCCUUACACCGAAAAGGUCUCCUUUGAAGUUGCUAUCCCAGUUCAGCCAGAUAGAUACUCCAGCGCCUCGGCUCGCUCCUACAACAGCUCUCCACUCGUUUCACGCCGUCCAAGUGAGUGCGCCUAUUUGAUGGAAAACCCGCUCUACCAGGAUUGA
Molecule: messenger RNA, 639 nt
Organism: Caenorhabditis briggsae
Lineage: Eukaryota; Metazoa; Nematoda; Chromadorea; Rhabditida; Rhabditidae
Exons: 7
Coding region: 1-639 (212 amino acids)
Source: RefSeq, a predicted model, not a curated record